Arabidopsis lyrata subsp. lyrata is the source of this 1522-nucleotide messenger RNA. Its product is annotated as ethylene-responsive transcription factor ERF061. The coding region runs from base 227 to 1246 and encodes 339 amino acids. Gene Ontology annotation, biological process: regulation of DNA-templated transcription. Gene Ontology annotation, molecular function: DNA-binding transcription factor activity; DNA binding. Lineage: Eukaryota; Viridiplantae; Streptophyta; Magnoliopsida; Brassicales; Brassicaceae. The transcript has a single exon. The record is from RefSeq and is a predicted model, not a curated record.
UUUUAAAAACCCAAAACCUCAUUAAAUAGAUCUUAAAACCAAAAAAAAAAAACACAAAAUAAAUUCUACUUUUCUUUCAAAACCAAUCUCUCAUUAUCUCAAUCAUAUUCUUGUUCAAUCUCUUUUGAACUUGAAAAUCCUCUGUUUCAAGCUUCCCCAUUUUCUUCUUCUUUUGCUCAAAUCAAACACAAUAGUUAGGGUUUCUUUCUUUCUUAUACUCCACGAAAUGGAAGAAAGCAAUGAUCUUUUUCAGACCAACUUCAGUCCUAAAAUCUCAGAAAUCAGAGCAUCUCUGUCUCAGAUCAUAUUAGCAGGAGGACCAAACACACUCGACUCAAUCUUCUCACUUCUCACUCCCUCCACCGUAGAAUCCGCCGCAACAUCUUUCAACAAUCUCAAUCCUCAGCCACCGCCGCAGCUCGGCUCCUCCGUCUAUCUCCGGCAACGAGAUAUCAUUGAAAAAUUUCACCUUCAAAACAGAGCAAUCUCCAGUACCCAUCCUCCUCUGUUUUCCUCAUCGUUCGAUCAUCAUCAAACUUCCGAGCUAAUGCUCCAAGCGGCGGCCGGGACUCCAGCCGCCGCUUUCGCCGCUGCGUUAGCGGCUGGGAGGACGAUGAAAAAGAAGAAACUUUACAGAGGAGUGAGGCAGAGACAUUGGGGAAAAUGGGUUGCGGAGAUAAGAUUGCCGCAAAACAGAAUGAGGGUUUGGUUAGGGACUUACGACACGGCGGAAGCCGCCGCUUACGCUUACGAUCGCGCCGCCUACAAGCUCCGUGGAGAAUAUGCUCGUCUCAAUUUCCCGAAUCUCAAAGACCCGAGUGAGUUGCUCGGACUCGGAGAUUCCUCCAAGCUGAUAGCUCUCAAGAACGCCGUCGACGGGAAGAUCCAAUCCAUUUGCCAGAGAGUCAGAAAAGAGAGAGCAAAAAAGAGCGGGAAAGUGAGCAAGAACCCGUCGGCGACGGCGGAUUCUUCGUGUUUGUCAUCGCCGGAGAUUCUUUCGUCGUCUCCGGCGACAACGACUACGACUGCGGUUAAUUCAGAGGAUAGUUACUGGGUUUCGCCGAUGGGUUUGUGUAACAGCGAGAUUAGUUCUCCGGCAUCGGUUUCGGUUUCCGAUGAGAUUCCAGCGAUGACGACGGCGACGGCGGAGGAAGAGGCAAUGAUGGGAGUGGACACUGAUGGGUUCUUGCUAGCGAGAAUGCCAUCGUUCGAUCCAGAGCUUAUUUGGGAAGUUCUUGCCAAUUGAACUACGUACACAAAAACUGUGAAUUUUGAUCAAAAUUGCAACAAGAAGAAAAUACAAAACUUUGGAAUUAGGAAACCUGCAUGAUGAGAAAAUUAGGGUUUUAGGUGUGAAUUAAGGGUUUAAACAAAACUUUUGUUAAAAUCAUUCGAAAGUUGUUAAAUAAUAUAAUUAGGGUUUCUUGAUUACAAUCUAAAGCCUCGUGGUUUUUGAAAGAGGUUGUGAAAGCUCCUUUUUUUUGAAUUUCUAUAUCAUCGAAGGACUUUCUUUGUGAUUGUA